AUGACUCGAUUCUCCAUAGACAUCGUUUCUGAUACGGUGUGUCCUUGGUGUUAUGUUGGCUACAGGAAGCUCAACAGGGCCAUCACCGAGUUCUCUGCCUCCAAUCCGGGCCACACAUUCGAUAUCACCUGGAAACCAUACUAUCUCAACCCCGACUCUCCCAAAGUUGGCAUUGACAAGACCGAGUUCUAUUACUCCAAGUUCGGUGCAGAGCGAGUAGUCCCAAUGUUCCAGCGUCUUUCGGCCAUCGGCGAGGCCGAAGGAAUCCACUUCAAGUUCGGAGGAAAGACCGGAAAUACACGUGAUUCUCAUAGACUCAUUCAAAUGGCGAAGGAGAAGGGCCUACAAACAAGGAUGGUAGAGGAGCUUUUUGCUGCCUAUUUUGAAAAUGAGAAGGAUAUUACCUCCUUCAAAACUCUGUUAGAUGCUGCCAAGAAGGCUGGUUUGGAGGAGGAUGAAGUUAAGGGAUGGCUAGGGUCUGAUGCGGGUGGUGACAUCGUUGACAAGGAAGUCCAUGUGGCACAACGCCAUGGUAUUUCAGGUGUUCCCAACUUCACCAUAAACGGGAGGUACGAGAUUGGCGGGGCACAAGACCCUAGAGAAUUCAUUGCGGUUUUCAAAGGCUUGGCUGAUGCAAGUACUCCCGCUACUACGGGCAUGACAUGCUAA
This is a messenger RNA of Morchella importuna, 669 nucleotides long. RefSeq lists its product as uncharacterized. Lineage: Eukaryota; Fungi; Ascomycota; Pezizomycetes; Pezizales; Morchellaceae. Bases 1 to 669 code for a protein of 222 amino acids. The transcript has 2 exons. Gene Ontology annotation, molecular function: oxidoreductase activity. The record is from RefSeq and is a predicted model, not a curated record.